AUGAGCAGCAUAAGAUACGUCGCAGUGACGGCGUUUGUCAUCGCCCUGGUAGCCUCGAGCGCCGCAGCCAGCACCUCGCGCCGAGAGAACACUGCUUCGGCCAAAACCUCGGAGGAAACUUUUGCAGGGCAGCGCGCCCUCGAAGAACUUUCACACACCCCAGACACCCGCGAGCGCGAUGGCAAGCCGGAUUCCGACACAUCGGAGGGCCGCUGGUUCGGCUGGUUCGGCUGGGGACAUAAGUACCCGUACUAUUACUCGUACUCUUACCCGCACUACAACUAUUACUCGAACUAUUGGUGCGGGACUCCCUAUUACGGAGGUGGUUCUCACGGUGGCUACAACGGUGGCUACAAUUCUUACUACAAGUCCGCGAGCGGAGAGAUCAAAGACGAGAUGAAGUCCAGACAGGUCUUACCGCGAGAUCAGCUCGCCAAACAGGCCAUGCAAAGACAGACGAUUGCAGCGAAGCGAGUUCCCGCUUCGGCGUGCUCGGAGUGGCUAGGCGUCACCCUCAACGAAAUAAGCGAAGCGCCCAACGAGGUUGCAGUGGUUAACGACGGCUGCUGCUUCCCCUCAGGGUGCGCGCUGGCGCCAUCCGCUGGAUGCUUCGCCCAGGACGGGCAGUCAUGCUGCGUACCGGAUUCGGAGAGGAAGGAAACAUGCUGA
Messenger RNA from Micromonas commoda, 669 nucleotides. RefSeq lists its product with no specific name. The record is from RefSeq and is a predicted model, not a curated record. Bases 1 to 669 code for a protein of 222 amino acids. NCBI's taxonomy places the organism in Eukaryota, Viridiplantae, Chlorophyta, Mamiellophyceae, Mamiellales, Mamiellaceae. The transcript has a single exon.